Molecule: messenger RNA, 511 nt
Organism: Paramuricea clavata
Lineage: Eukaryota; Metazoa; Cnidaria; Anthozoa; Malacalcyonacea; Plexauridae
Source: the annotation of a GenBank genome assembly
AUGUCCACUGGUGAAUCUGUCGUCUCUGCUGUUCAGGCGGCUCUUUCAGAGGACUCGCAUGAUCAUAGCAUGUUUCGGGCGGCCUGUUCUCUCGCUUUUUUUUGCUUUCUUCGGGUUAGCGAAUUUACUUGUUCGGGGUCGUUUGAUCCCCUGGUCCACCUGUCGAUUUCAGACGUGUCCUUUGAUACGUCGGGUUGCCUUUACCUCUUCAUCAAGACGUCAAAAACGGACUCGUUCCGCCGAGGCGUGUCUCUCUCCAUCGGUGCGUCGGGAAAGCGCAUCUGCGCCGUAUCUGCGGUUCGCCGUUACCUUCAGGUUCGAGGCAUGUUCGUGUUCGUGUUAUCCGACGAUGGCUCUCCUCUAACACCGGUAGUGGUCUACUGUUGGUUCCGUGCGAUGUUAUCCAACUUUGGAAUACGUGGUACCUACUCCAGUCACAGUUUCAGGAUUGGCGCGGCGACCACAGAAGUGUCUGCGGGCAUCCCGGAUCACUUAAUUAAGACAUUGGGUC